AUGUUGCUCCCAACUGAAAUUGAUGAACUUCAAAAGUCUGAAUUUAUUGAUCUGGGUUCCAUCCUCUUCAUCCGGGGCUUGACGGAUUCCAUUAUGGGCCGGCAUUUGGCAGAUACCACCCUGGCCAGGAAGCUCUUCCAAAACUCCAUCUUCAUGAGUACUAGUCUGAGUAGCAAUGUCUCAAUGAUGAUGUUUAUCCUUAAGGUUCAGACUUCAGGUUCUGUGUGUCUUAAUUCGAAAACAGGGUAUCCAACUCAGAGGUGUUUCAUGUGCUGUACCGAUUCAUACAAUCCAGAUAUGAGGUUGAUUGCCAAUCCAGAUAAAAGAAGCAGGGAAAGUGAUGGGCCACCCUACGAUUCUUCUGCACAUACUGAGUGUAAACUAAAUCCAGACAAGCCACUUUACUACCAUGGAGGUAUCCUUAUGGAUCAGGAAGUCCAGUACGCUUGGGUACAAGGCCCAAAAGGGAAUCCAGUUUAUUCUCCAACACUUGCUGUACUAAACCUCCUGCCGGACACCUAUUACUGCUUUUCCAGUUACGAUCCUGUUAAAUUCCUCCUCACUCUAAGAGUUUCUAUAUGCUUAUUUUUGUUUUCAUUUAUGCUCAUUUGUAACUUUUGGGCCUUAACAGCUUGGAUCAAGACAAAUUAUACAGGCAUUUCACUCAUUAAAGCCGGCCUAAUUACAGAAACAGAUGCAAUAAAUUGUACCGGGACUGUUCUGGCCCAAAGUGGGUGCUGGUCAUUUCUAAAGGGCGGAUUUCUGUUAAAUUCUCCAUCAAACUCAUCUCUGCUCUAUUUCCAGAAUUCAGAAGGCAAAAAUAUAAAUGUGGAGAUAGCCAGCCCUGCGUUGCAGCCCUUCAGCAAGGAGCAAUGGAGAUUGAACCAGAAGUAUAAGAUUAAUAAGGAAAGGAAGCGAGAAGUUAUCAUUCAUAUUUCAAACACAAAUGGCGUUAAGCUGGAAGGAGCAGAUGUGACCGUAACACAAGAAUCAAGUGAUUUCCCAUUUGGAUCAGCCAUCUCAGCCAACAUCAUUGGGAAUUUGCCGUAUCAGAAAUGGUUCACUGAGCGAUUCAACGCAGCGGUUUUUGAGAACGAGCUCAAAUGGUAUGCAACAGAACCAACAGAAGGCCAAAUCAACUACACAAUCGCCGAUCGAAUGCUGGAAUAUAUUCGAUCCCACCAAAUCCUGGCUCGCGGACAUAACAUAUUCUGGGAAGAUCCCCGGUACACUCCACCAUGGGUGGUUAAUCUAACCUCCUCCCAGCUCCGUUCUGCUGUAAAUUCCAGAAUCAAAAGCCUCAUGGAGAGAUACAAAGAACAAUUCGUUCACUGGGACGUCAGCAAUGAGUUGCUGCAUUUUGAUUUUUAUGAACAAAAACUGGGCCCUAAUGCUUCCCUGGAAUUUUUCAAGACAGCCCACGAAUCCGACCCGUUGGCCACGUUGUUUUUGAAUGAUUACAAUGUUGUUGAGACUUGCGACGAUAAUUCAACAGUGGAUGCAUUUGUAAUGAAGGUGAAGGAGCUAAGGAGAGGAGGAGUCACCAUGGAUGGAAUUGGAUUGGAGGGUCAUUUUCAUGUGCCUAAUUUGCCUAUGAUGAGAGCUGUUCUUGAUAAAUUGGCUACACUUGGACUUCCAAUUUGGCUUACAGAAGUUGAUAUCAGUAGAUCUCUUGGCCAGCAAAAACAGGCUUUGUAUCUAGAAGAAGUAUUGAGGGAAGGAUUUUCACAUCCAGCAGUGAGAGGGAUAAUGCUUUGGUCAGCCCUUGAUCCAAAUGGGUGUUACCAAAUGUGCCUUACCGAUGACAAAUUCAACAACUUGCCGGCUGGCGAUGUGGUGGACAAGCUACUCAAAGAGUGGCAAACGGGGACGAUCAAUGGCCAAACAGAUGAACAAGGAUCAUUCAUUUUCCAAGGUUUCUUAGGUGAAUACAAGGUUAGUGCUAGGUAUGGUGACAAGGUUGUGAACUCAACUUUCUCCCUGAACAAAGGUGAUGAGACUAGACAUUUUAGCAUUCAACUCUGA
This is a messenger RNA of Oldenlandia corymbosa var. corymbosa, 2025 nucleotides long. NCBI's taxonomy places the organism in Eukaryota, Viridiplantae, Streptophyta, Magnoliopsida, Gentianales, Rubiaceae. The record is from the annotation of a GenBank genome assembly.